Molecule: messenger RNA, 6022 nt
Organism: Cinara cedri
Lineage: Eukaryota; Metazoa; Arthropoda; Insecta; Hemiptera; Aphididae
Source: the annotation of a GenBank genome assembly
ACUUUGUUCGUAAAUGGCGUCAUAAACUUGUAUGUCCCUAACCCGUCCCGUCCGUCGUCCCAUACUGCCAUCACUCUCUUUUCUAUGACUACACUAUAGAUGCACACACGUACGCGCGCGUUCCUGACGGUCGCCAUUUUUCUCUCUCGGACGUGCGUGCGACAUAUUUCUUUCCACUAUAAACAAUAACAAACAAAAUGGCGUCGCCGGCAGAUUACAUAAAAACGGACGAGGAUGAUGACGACCUUAAAUUAUCGGAUCAAAUAGCUCUGGAUAUGCCCUGUGAAAUUGUCGAGACCACUGUUGUAGACCAGAACGGUCGGCAACUAAUCAUGGCACCCAUACAGGGGUUGAAGACCGAAAACCACACUAUGGUUGUACAAGCGAGCCAUCAUUCCAACCAUAACAACCACCAUCAAGAAUUGGAAGAUGGUCAACUGACUUACGUCUAUGAAAGUGUUGUGCCUCAAGAACUUUACGCAGAGCCUGAAAGCCCCGGACCUUCCAGGUAAAAAUAAUAUUAAGAUUACAUUUGUUUGUGGAAUACACCAUUGUGUUAUUGACACAGCUCCCGUGGUUGACCAUAUCUCAUUUGUGUUUACUAGUCCUGUUGUGUCAUGACUGACCCUUCAAACACCCAUAGAUACAUUUGCUUUAGGUAUGGUAUUUUUAUUCUUUGGGUUUAAUAAUUUUUAACAAAAUCAAUUAACUGUGGAUAUUUCAACGUGCCUAUGUUAAAAAAUGCCAUUAAUUGAUACUAUCUCCCAGCAUUUAUUUAAAAUAACUAAAUUGUAUUGUAUUCAUUAAAAUAAUAUGUUUCUGCAAGACAUAAUUGUUUACACUCUUAAUUUCUGUGGAUAAAAAUUAUAAGCAGUAUAAUAACAGAAGUUCAUAAUUACCAAGUAAUAUUGUUUUACUAUUCAAUGUUUAAUAAUUGUAAAUAAUUUUAAAGUUUAAUUAUUUAAUCAUUAUUUUUUUUAUAAUUGUUUUUAGUAUCUACUUCUUAUCAUUUUAUUAAAAACAACUCAUUUCUACCUCUAUAGAUAAAUAAAUAUUAAUGUACCUACCUAUUAAAGUUAUACAAUUUUUUCUUUACAUAUCAUAAUUAGGACUGUGAAUUUUUAGGAAUAUGCAUUUUCACUACUUUAGCUGAUUGUGAAACAUAGCUUAAGUACAUAUUUUUAAUUAUUUAACUACAAAUUAAUUUGUGAAACUUUUAUUUUCUCGUUUUUGGAUAUUAUGAUGUUUUUAAUUGUUAAGGUUAUUUUUUUUGGAAUUUUUAAGUUAUAUUUUCUUUUUAGUUCAUUUUCUGGUAUUUUUAAUCAAAUUCUGUCAAUUAACAACUUUAAAUACAAAUGUUUUGUUUUACACUGGCUGUAUAAAAGUAAAAUUUAUAUUUUAUAAUAUUUUACACAAGCCUACAGAUUUGGUAAAGAUAAGGAUUCAAUUAACAUUUUUAUUAAAUAAAUUAUUUGUAUGGAUAUAAUAAACUAAUAUCAGUAUUACCAAAAUAAAUAUAAAUAUUGAAUUCAAAACCAUUUUAUAUUGCAUUUUUUGAGACUUUAAAUGUAUAUUUUUUUGUAUGUUUUGUGUUAUUUUAAUGUCAUUUUUAAGGGUUUUUAAUAUAUUUAGACCAAAAAAAUGGUUUUAUUUAUUUAAGAUAGGUAUUAAAUUAUUGUUUUAAGUAAUUAUGGCUUAUUUUAAUAUCAAAAUAUACAUUGAAUAAAUGCUUAGUUUAAAUCUUACUUCCUAGUAAUAUGUAUUUAUUACAUUAAAAAACAUCAUAAUAGAUACAUAACAUUUAUUAAGCCAGUAGAUACAUGAUAGAAAAAAAAUAUUUUUCUAUUGUCAAUUUUGAUACGAUUCCAAAAAAAACUAAUAUUAUUAUAUUAUUAUAAUCUGAUAUUUUUAUUUUAAAAUUAUUAUAAAAGAUAUAUACAAAUACUAAAUGAUCAAUGUAAAAUAGACAUGAUUAGAUAUCACCUACAGCUAUUAGUAAUAUGUUUUUUUUGAAAUAUGACAUAACUAUGACUGUUAAAUGUAAAUAGUAAAUACCUUGCCAAUUGACACUUUAACGAUAACUGGUGUAUUAUUUAAAACUAUAAUAACUUCAUAUUUUGAACCAUGUAUGUUAAUUAGUUAAAAUAUUCAAAAGUAUUUGUUUUAUGGUUAGUGAUUUAUGUUUAAUUUACAGCCCCAAAUACAACAGAUAAAAAACAUUAAUUUCUAUAACUAUUUUAUAUAGUAAAAGUAAAAAAUAAACUCAUUAAACAUAAAUCAAUGUAUGAUAUUUUUAAAAAUAUGUUAUAUUAUAUUAUCAAUAGUUUUUUUAUUAUGAUGUAUUUUGUAUUAGGUUCAAAAAGGAAAAUGUUGAUGAUCACUUUUUAGUACAAACACUUCCUUCGCCGCCUGAACCUAUACCACUUGGUCGACCAAGGAAAUGGGAACAAAAGCAAGUUCAAAUCAGAACAUUAGAAGGAGAAUUUUCCGUAACCAUGUGGGCUUCUGGCACAGACGACGGUGAAUUAUCUUUAUAUUAUUAAUAAAUUUUUUUUAUUUUUGGUUAUUAUUUCAUGAUGAUCAUAAUAUAAAGAAGUUCUUUUAUAAUAUAAAAUAGAUUACAUUUUAGAAGAAGUUAGUAAUCCUGAACCUGAUCCUGAUCCUGAUUAUGAAGAAUAUAUGACUGAGCAAACUAUUUCUGAAGAUAUACCUCAAAUUAACCUCAGUGAUACUAAACAACUCGCUGACUUUGCCAGGUAUUAAUAGUUAUAUUUCAAACAAUUUUGGGUUAUUGUUUUGUAUAACCUUAAAUUGAAAUGGAAAACUGACUUAUACAUGUAAUUUUUUUUUUUUAGACCUGGUCAUAAGUCUAAAGUUAAAAAAUCCCAUGGUUUGGAAACAUCAGACCGCACUAUAGCUUGUCCAAAUAAAAACUGUACAAAAAUGUUUCGGGAUAACUCUGCUAUGCGAAAACAUUUGCAUACUCAUGGGCCCAGAGUUCACGUGUGUGCAGAAUGUGGUAAAGCAUUUGUUGAAAGCUCAAAACUUAAACGGCAUCAAUUAGUACACACUGGAGAAAAACCUUUUCAGGUAUGUCAUUAAACAAACUGUAAAAUCUUUUUAUUAUUAUUUUACUAAAUUAAAAUUAUGUUUUAGUGUACAUUUGAAGGAUGUGGGAAGAGAUUUUCAUUAGAUUUCAAUCUCAGAACACAUGUUAGGAUACACACGGGUGACCGACCAUAUGUAUGUCCUUUUGAUGCGUGUAACAAAAAGUUUGCCCAAUCAACUAAUUUAAAAUCACAUAUCUUAACUCAUGCAAAAGCAAAGUAUGUAUUGUAGUUGUUAAUAUAUAUAUAUAUAUAUAAAUAUAUGUUAGGGUUUACCAUGAGGAUAAAUAUAUUUUUUUAUUUUUCAAUUUUGAUCAGAUUAAUUCCAUAAUUUGUUCAAAACUAUUAUAAAAUAAUUUGUGUUAUGUUUCACAGGCUAUCUAGUUAAAAGAGUGUAUUAAAACAAGUUUUUUCCAUUUUUAUAUGCAUAGAUUGUAAAUAAUAAAAAAAUUAAAUUACACAUGUAUUUUCCAUGUAAAUUUUGAAAAAGUAUAAGUCAUAAUUUUAUAGAGAAUUUAAUUUAAAAAAUGUAUAAUUUUGUAUAUCAUACAUUUUUGUGAAAAUUGAAAAUUACCCUUUUUUGAACUUAACCCCUGUUGGGUCACUCCUUAGGGUUACCAUUUAAGUAUAUUCACAUUAUACGGAACAUAAAUGUCCCAUUAAAAACUGGCAACAUUUCACAUUAAAAUAUCUUAGUAUGUAUUUAUAUAUUGUUCACAAUUCACAUGCUACACCAGCUUUGUUAUCUUCUAGUUCUUUGAAUAAUAUGGAUUGGAUAUUAUUUCUACUACAAACUUCCUCAUAGUAAACAUUUUUCGUACUCACUAAUUCUUAGUUCGAUAAUAUUUUUCUUUGUCAUCUGAAAUAAGGGAAAUUAUUGCUAGUUGUUUUUUAUUGAACAUUUUACAGACAUGAUACAAAUUUAAAAAACAAUAAACUGUCUGGAAUAGGAUAAAACACAUUAGAUAGUUGUGAAUGUUUUUUAGUUUUGAUAGAAAGUUACCAGUCAGCAACGUGAUGGUUUUGUUCCGUAUAAUGUGAAUCAACCAUUAUUAUGAAAAUUUUAAUAAUUUUGAACUAAUUUUUGGGGUGGUCAAAUAACAAAAAAAAAAAAAAUCGAACUUAUUAUAGUAUAUAUGUAUGAAUGUAUUAUAUAUUCUGGAAAAUAAUAUAUUUAUUUUCUGAAUUUCUAACUUCAUAGUAAACACAUGUCACGACCGAGACCUAGUUUGAAUCGGUCAUCUAACCAAUCACAGGAUGAUCUGAAUGAACAGUAUAUCAAUGUUGAAAUACCUGAAGUUGAUCACCAACAACACUUUAUUGUUUAUGCUGAAUAGUAUUAACACUAUAUUAACUACAAAGAAGAGUAAGUUAAAACAGUUCAAUUAUAAAUUUUUUUAUGCGAUUAAAAAAAUGUUAAAGAUUUCUAUAAUAAUUGGAAUUCAGAUGAAAAUAAGAUUGAGUAAAAUUAAAAAAAACCAUGUGUAUAUUUGUGCGUGAAUCAUUAUAAAAUAUGCUAUUAUUAUCAUAUUAGAGAAUUUGACUGGAAUUUUAGUAAUUAUGUAUAAGAUAAUCUCAGCACAUUAUUUGUUUUCUCUCAAGCCCUCACAGAACGUAGUAAAUUAACCGUGUAAGUAGGUUUUUAUACAAAAUUUUAAUUUUUUUUUUAUAAUUUUUAAUUCAGCAUAUAAUUUAGAUUUUUAUAAUUUUUGACCAAUUAAUAAAGUAAAAAUUGUAUUUGCAUCAUACACUUAAAUUUAUUUCAAAUGUUGUGUUUAUGUUAAAAAAAAAAUAGUAUACACUAUUUAGUAUUGACAAAUUUGGUGAGAAAAAAUUUUGAAAAUUAUCAAAAUUAAGCUAUAAUUUUGAACAUGAUAUGAUUACAAGGUACUCAUCUACCUAUAUUAUUAUGCAGUAUGGUGAAGACAAAACGGGUUUUCUGUAAAAUAAAAAAAUAAUUGUUUUUAUUUUUUAUUAAACAUAUUUUGUACACAUUGUUUAAAUUUUGUUAUAUCAAAAUUUAGCAUAAAUGAUUGAUUUUCCCAAUAUAUUUGUGAGAAAGUAUCAAUACAAAAAUCCUUAUGUAUAUCAUCUAGUAUAACGUACAAAUUUUAAUUAGGAAUUACCAAAUUGUUGAUAUCUUGAUUUUUAAUAAAAUAAACUUCUAAUGCUUUAUGAAAAAUAGUUUGGAAAAUGAAAUACAAUAUUUUAUCUUAUUUUUAUUUUUAGGAUUAUUGGGUACUGAUCAUUUGUUACUCAAGCUCACGUGACUGAAAUCAAAAUCUAUUCAACUCGCAAAAUUGUAAUGCUGAAUUUUGUACAUAUCCCACAUGUAGUACCUAAUAAAUCUAUGAUAUUCUUGAAAUACCUAUUUUAAAUAUUUUGUGAGAUGUAACAUCAUUAUUCUUGGUGCAAAAUUCUUCACUUAUCCACUCGUACUUUACUAUAUUUAAAUACUAAAUAUUGUUAUUUGAUAAAAUAUUAUAUUAAUGUGUUUGAAAAAUGAAACGAAAGAUUUUUUUUUUUUUUUUCAAUGUAAACAACUUUUUAGUUGUUAAUAAGACUGUGAAAUUAAUAGAGAGCAAAUAAUGUGAGGUUAAGCAUAAUUCUUUAUUUUUAAACUUUUUAUUUAUAAGAAAUUGUAAUUUUUAUGGCUUUUGCAGUGAUCAUGUUAGGAUAAUCAUUUUUACUAUUAAUGUAUAUAAUGUACGUAAUAUAAGUAUUUAAAUUUUUUAAUGUCAAGAUGUAUACAUAUAUAUAUAUGUAUAUUUUAUUUUAUUAUACGUAUUAUGUAUAUAUGAUAUAUAUUUUAAAACUGUUUCUUUUGUGUUUUAAAGUUAUGAUCUAUACAAUACAACUGUAGUAGAAUUUAAUGCUAAAUAUGAAUGUUUCUAUACAAAUUAUAAUGAUUACCA